CAUUUGUUGACGUCGUCGUCUAAACGUGCGACUAGUCUUUCCAUAACGGCGGAACCGCAAAUCCAGCUGGCAAUUUAUCACUAGCAAGCAAAGCAACUGAUGCUUUGGCUUCUUAAUUAUUUGAACAGCACGCCAGAUAUUUACUUUAAUAAAUAACGUUGAUGUGAAGAUACGUAACUUGCUGUUAUAGUCAGCCAGUAAUGUGUUGUUAGCUUAGCUUAGCGGAAGUGAGUGAAGCAGCGUUGCUCAACAGAGAUGUGUCUCAAUAAGGAAGGGAGUUGUUUCAGUAACACCAAGCAGCCAUUGUGACUACAAAGCUGUCGUUCAUGUGCCAGUGUGGUAAACUGCCGUUGGUUAAAUAGGUUUUCUUGGAAACUUGGGCAGCAUGUUGAACGUCCCGCCGCAGUCUUUCCCUGCGGCGAGUUCCCCGCAGCGGGUCGCUCCGUCCGGCCAGUCCGGCAGGAACAAGGUGGCCUUGAAGCCUGGCCACAGUCUAAUGGACUGGAUCCGUUUUUCCAAGAGUGGAAAAGAUCUGACUGGACUCAGAGGGCGCCUGAUUGAAGUUACCCAGGAAGAGCUGAAGAAACACAACACAAGAGAGGACUGCUGGACCUGCAUACGAGGCAUGGUUUACAAUGUGACCCCAUAUAUGGACUACCACCCUGGUGGAGAAGAGGAGCUGAUGAAGGCAGCUGGAAUAGAUGGCACUGACCUGUUUGACCAGGUCCAUCGCUGGGUGAACUACGAGUCCAUGUUAAAAGAGUGCCUGGUGGGCAGGAUGGCCACCAAGGUCACCACAGCUAUUAAAGCUGUCACCCCUCCUCCACCACUGACUGGCCUCGCCCCAUCUAUCUCAGCGGCUCCUCCCCCAGACAAAGACUCUCGGCCUCGGUAUGACUGGUUCCAAACUGAUGUGACUGUUCAUCUGGUCAUUUAUGUUAAAAGGAAGAUCCCCAGCUCAGGCUGUACUAUUGUUGACCUUGAGGCAGGUGUUCUACGACUGGAAGUGCUACUGGGGAAAAUGUCCUACAUGAUACAUUUACGUCUAGCAGAUGAAGUUGAGGGAAAUGUUGCUGUCCACACUGCCUUCUUAGUGGGAAAGAUCCAGAUCAGCAUACGCAAGCAGGCUAAAGGAAAAUGGACAAGUCUUGGUCAACCACUGGAAUUUCACAAUACAUUUCUACGCAAAAAAGACAGAGCUCUCUACUAUAGGGAUUGUGUGUUGGUGUCUAAGACUGAGGUAAACCACAACACCCACGUGUUCAGAUUGCAACUUCCACAUGGGACUGUCAUGCAUGUGCCUGUUGGAAAACAUGUCUACCUCAAAGCCCUCAUUCAAGGCACAGAGAUUGUGAGGCCAUACACUCCAGUAGAUCAGAACCUGGCAGCAGCUUCCCACAACUCCUCACAGGAAUCAGACCUCUACCUCAUGAUCAAAGUUUACCCUGACGGAGUCUUAACCACACAUCUCAACAGCCUGCACAUCGUCUUUUUCCAUUCUUCGUUCUAUUUUUCUUGGGUACGGUAUUUUAAGACUAAAUGA
This is a messenger RNA of Micropterus dolomieu (smallmouth bass), 1543 nucleotides long. Its product is annotated as cytochrome b5 reductase 4. Bases 386 to 1543 code for a protein of 385 amino acids. NCBI's taxonomy places the organism in Eukaryota, Metazoa, Chordata, Actinopteri, Centrarchiformes, Centrarchidae. Gene Ontology annotation, molecular function: heme binding; oxidoreductase activity. Gene Ontology annotation, cellular component: endoplasmic reticulum. Gene Ontology annotation, biological process: superoxide metabolic process; generation of precursor metabolites and energy. The transcript has 12 exons. The record is from RefSeq and is a predicted model, not a curated record.